Messenger RNA from Cooperia oncophora, 438 nucleotides. The record is from the annotation of a GenBank genome assembly. Lineage: Eukaryota; Metazoa; Nematoda; Chromadorea; Rhabditida; Trichostrongylidae.
CUGGUACCGUACGAUUUCGCCUUCUCUUUCAGACCGAUCGAUCAGGGAGCUUACACUUGUGAAGCGAUAAAUGUGAAAGGUCGAGUGUUGGCCACUCCUGACUGUAUUGUUCGAAUUGUGAACAUCCCCGCACCGGAACCACCACGCCCGCAGGUCAGAUGCGAUCCCCACGGAGCAGUGUCUUCGUAUCCAGACCACACUGGUACAUGUCCUUGCAAGCCGCUUGUCACUGGACCCACGUGCAGCGAAUGUCGCCCCGGUUCAUUCCAUUUGCAUGAAAAGGCACCUCAAGGAUGCUUGAAAUGCUUCUGCUUUGGAAUCACCGACAACUGCCGCUCCAGCAGUCACUACAGGACUCAGGUAUGGACAUUUUUGAUUCCGAUUUGGUUCUGUAUGUUCGUUCUUUGUUCAUUGUCUCUCCCGAUGGAUUCACUCUGA